AUGAAUUCAAUGUGCAACAGGACGUAUUACGGAGACGUGGGCAAAACGUACGAGCUGCGAGUCGUUAAGUCCGCCGAGACGCGUCUGCCCUUCCUGUGUCAUCUCACGUUCACGGCAAACGGCCAGAGCCACGGCGACAUCGUCCAGUUGAUCUUCGACGAGUUCAAGGUUGGCAGAUAUGAAGCCUCAGCUCUGGACGGUUGUCCUGACGGUUACAUGCAACUGAGCGAACUGGGUCGUCCAUUUACUGGAGGUUCAUGGUGUGGUUCGUCAUCGGGACCUGCCGCUUAUUACAGCGAAACGUCUACCGUUACAGUUUCCGUGAAACUGUUCGCAUCGCCACAGAUACCGUUCGCAUUUAGACUUCGAUACAGAUUCGUGUCCAGGAGGGAGGCUGUUGUCCGAUUUGGAUCGCCAGCGUCUCCCUUAGAAAGGGGACAGGUUGCACCAGGUACAUAUUGCACGAGGCAGUUCGAAGAGUGCUACAGAAAGCCAUGCAGACUUCAAUCACCCAACUAUCCUGGGAUGUAUCCCAGGAACGUUUCUUGCUACUGGAGUCUGAGACAGAAGAUCGUUCCCACCUGCAAACACGCCAUGAUCGCCGUUAGACAAGAGGCAGCUCACAAAAUGCACAUGAAGAGAUCUAUAAACGUUGCAGGACUAAACAAAACAGCCAGAGCUCUAAGAGCUUGGAGAGACUGUACUGGAGAACGAGACCAUCUUAUCUUCUACGAUGGAGGUUCUACAAAUGAUCCAGUCUUGGCGAAGUACUGUGGAGGAGAUUGGUUGCCGAGGGUCGUCUCAAAAGGUCCCGAAAUGCUGGUUGCUUUCCAUUCUUCACCUUUUAGCAUCCCUUUGCACUCACCACCUUCUCAAUCGCCGCUCAGAGGCUUCGAAUUAGAUGUGGACGUGAUUUUUGCCGACUCCGACUCCUUAGAUUACUCCAGGGAUAACUGCGAGUUCGAUGUGAACGCCACGAGUCCAGACAGCGAUGAAAUAUGGACCGGAAGAGGUAGGAAGGACAGGUUGAUAAGUCCCAGACAUUCACUGCCACCUAACACAACCUGCGUUUAUAAAUUCAGAGGGUACCCGCACGAUUUAAUAUGGGUUAGCUUUAUUUCGUACAGUCAAAGAGCUUUGCUGGUCGGUGAAAGUGCUCAUGCUCUACUCAGCAACAGUUCAAUAGGUGGUGGCUGCGCAACUAAGUUGAAAAUCCUAGAUGGAUCUAAGGUAAUCGAGGAUAAAUGUGACGAACCGCCCAAACUCUGUGAUCAUAGUGCUUUGAGCAAUUCAACGCGGAUAACCAGGCCUUGUUCCCAACAAGAAAGUUACCUAUCCUCCGGUAGGAACUUAAUAAUUCAACAUCAUACAGAAGAUGGUACCGCUCUUCAUCCAGCAUCGUUCAAACUUAAAUACGAAUUCGUCGAUACAAGAUUGGGUGGGGAAGCUUGGUCUGAUAAAAGACAACCUGGUCCUUGCCACCGAGUUUUCAAAAAAAUCCAUGUUGGUGAGGUGAUAUCCCCUCGUAACAUCUUCUUAUACGGCCGUGGAGGAGCUAAAGAUUUACAUUGUGUGUACCGUUUCGAAGCUGGUGUGGAUGAGCGUGUGAAAUUGACGAUCAAUAACGCCUCAUUCGGCGCAAAUCCUUCAUGUGAAACGUUACAAGAUCCACACAGCAACCGACAGAUCUGCGAAUAUUAUGCUGGCGGAAGGACUACAGAGGUUAGUGUUUGGGAAUUACCGUGGAAAGACGUGAGGAUGCCGAAAGGAUGCAUCUGUGAUAAUUCUUCCCUGAACAGCAAACCUAUAGUGUUCGUAUCAUCUAGUAGAACUCUAGAGCUACAUUUCACUGCCAAAGAAAUGAAUAUAACCGAGGAUUUUACCGUUCUUCACUUCCACGCCUUGUUCGAGAUCAUCCACACACCUGAAUGUCCCAGGAAGCAACGAAUACGAGGUUAUGGUGGGGAGGUAACAUUCAACAAUCCUCCUAGUGGUAAAGAAGAGUUGCUGUGUCAAGGCAUCCCAUGGGUUGUUGAAGCUAGAUAUAAUCGUAGUCUGUUCUUAUUAAGCUGGGGAGCUUUUCUUCCGUUAAAACCCCGACCGGAAGAUCCAUCCCGCUGCCCGACUUCCAACAGAGUCUUAAUUUAUCAGGGACGUCCCCCGAAGCUUGUAAAAGUCGUCUGUCCUGCCGAACCGAAUUCUAGACCCCUGGCCGUGCAGGUUUUCAGCGAGGAAUGGUGGGGUGAGGGAUUGGCCCACAUCCAGCAACGUCCUCCCAACUUUAUGGUGGAGUGGAUCGGCUUGGAGCCGGGGAUUGCUGCAUUCCACUGGUUAGAGAUCUCGAGGAGUCGUUCGUCCCUGUUACAACAGCUACAAGUGCCGGUGAACACCAGCUCCAACGAAACGGACUACGAAUGUACUCAUAAGUGUCCGGAGCUAGACGCCUGCAUCAAUCCGGCGUUGUGGUGCGACGGAAAAGAUCACUGUCCUUCCGGCUGGGACGAAAGCGAGGGACAGUGCGGCGCCACCUCCAAACUACUGAACUCGUUGCCGUUGGCUGCUUUGGCUGCGGGUGCUGCGGUCGUUUCGUCGAUAGUCUUGCUGAUUUGUCUCACGUUGCACCGGCUCAGGAUUCGGAGGCGCAGGAAACUGGCCAAGAAGAAGCUGUUGACCGGACCGAGGGUGCUCGAUCCCGGCUACAACUCCUGA
Aethina tumida (small hive beetle) is the source of this 2709-nucleotide messenger RNA. RefSeq lists its product as uncharacterized. The coding region runs from base 1 to 2709 and encodes 902 amino acids. Gene Ontology annotation, molecular function: protein binding. The transcript has 5 exons. The record is from RefSeq and is a predicted model, not a curated record. Gene Ontology annotation, cellular component: plasma membrane. NCBI's taxonomy places the organism in Eukaryota, Metazoa, Arthropoda, Insecta, Coleoptera, Nitidulidae.